Messenger RNA from Tripterygium wilfordii, 1074 nucleotides. Its product is annotated as putative F-box protein At5g55150. Lineage: Eukaryota; Viridiplantae; Streptophyta; Magnoliopsida; Celastrales; Celastraceae. Bases 1 to 1074 code for a protein of 357 amino acids. Gene Ontology annotation, molecular function: protein binding. The transcript has a single exon. The record is from RefSeq and is a predicted model, not a curated record.
AUGUCGACUGCAUCGUCAUCAUGGUCUACCCUUAUUGAAGAACUCCUGGAGUCAAUUUUCAAUUGCCUCGAAGACAGCAGAGAUGUUUUUCGAUGUGGGCUUGUAUGCGUUUCAUGGAGAGCAGUCGCUCUUAAGUCGUAUAGUAAGUUGAUUCCUUGCGUAUUGUCUUCACAACGGGACGAAAAGACACACACUCUAUUCAAUAUCCAAACAAUGGAAACACAAAAAAUUCAGAUUCCAGAUUAUUUUCCAGACAUACACUGCUCCACCAAUUAUGGUUGGCUCAUACAAUUCACAGAAGCCGGCGUGGAUUUCAACUCCGAUGAUGAUCUUCCGCAUAAAAUUCAUAUGUUGAAUCUUUUUUCAAAAGCCAAAGUUAUACUUCCUCCAACGCGUAACCAAAUAGAUAAAGCCGCUACGUCUACAUGUCCAUUGAAUCCAGAGUGUCUGGUUCUUGUCGCAUACCUAUGCAAGUACGACUACAAAUUAGCUUUUUGUAAGGUUGGAGACGAAAAUUGGACGACAUUGGAUAGAAGUUAUUUUGUGACUGAACCCCAAGAUUGUUUUCUUAGUGUUACCUGGUACAAGGGAAAAUUCUAUGGUGUCGAUGCGGAUAAACGUCUUUUUGUCUGCAACUUAAGUUCGAAGAUGAUAGAAUUGUUCUGCGAAGAGCCGUUUGUUAUAGGGUUUAGGUUUUGCGAGACGUACUUGGUGGAGUCGUUGUUUGGUGAGCUUUUGUUGGUUUUCUAUUAUCAACGCCGACAGGACAUUUUCAAAAUGUAUGAAUUUGAUUUCAUAGCAAAAAAGUGGUACGAGGUGAAAAACUUGAGGAACCAAGCAUUGUUUUUGAGUAGAGAUGGCUCUGCACUAUCCUAUAUAGGCAACUCCAAGAUGGUAAAAAGAAGUUGUAUUAUACAUUUCGCGAGCAGGAGUUAUUCUUUUCAGUGUAAAUAUCGUCAUGAUUUGGUGGUAUAUGAUAUGGAAACCGAGAGUUUCGAGUUCAUUCCCGAGUCUACAACUAUAGGCUUCACAGAAUUCUACACUCAUUUGAUCGCGCCUGAUCUAUGUCAUUAA